Messenger RNA from Cantharellus anzutake, 864 nucleotides. RefSeq lists its product as uncharacterized. Bases 1 to 864 code for a protein of 287 amino acids. The record is from RefSeq and is a predicted model, not a curated record. NCBI's taxonomy places the organism in Eukaryota, Fungi, Basidiomycota, Agaricomycetes, Cantharellales, Hydnaceae. The transcript has 2 exons.
AUGGACCCCACAGACAAUGUCGAAACACAUGCUGAGCCUCUUACUGACUUGGUCCCUCCUAGUGGGUUUGGAGAUGUGGAUAGUCCCAGCUGUGACGAGGAUAUUGAGGAGAGGUUCUGGAAUGAGAACCCUUGUCCCAAAAGCCUUCCUCCAAUUAGAACAAUCUUUGAUGCCAUCCACUCACGCACCCAGUCUACCCAACAAAAAAAGCCAACAAAAAUCUGGAAGGAAAUAACGGAGUUGCAUUUACCUCAAGAGACUGAAAAAAUAGUGAACGACAGCAAGACCAGAGACAAAGCAAGAUAUUACAAACAUAUUGCGAUCUUCCCUGAUGCACUACCAACAGUCAAUUGCCGGCAGCUGAUACAUGGAGCAAUAAUCGAUGCCUAUGUUGAGAUGCUGAAAGUGUCAUAUCUGUGCAUACCCGAUCCCAAACCGACUCCCGGACCUCCACCUUCACCACCUCCAGAGUCCUACCCUACUGCUGUCCAUUCCGAUAUUCACCUUCGGUCCCGACACCACACCUCCUCUCACCCCCCAUGCCACCUCCACUCCUCUGUCCCUCUCCUGUCCUAUCUCUGUCCGCUCCGAUACUCACCUUGGACCGAACACCACUCCUCUCACCACCCUCUUCCUUCAUCCUCCUACUCUUCUCCCAUCCGCUCUGAUACUCACCUUCGGACCAGACAACUCUCCUUUCCACCACUCCUUUCCACUUCCCACUUCCCUCUCUCUUCCCUCUGGUCCUCUUCCACUGACCUCCUGCCAAGUUACGACCUUCCACUGCUGUCCCAUACCUCGUACUCGGGCACUGCUCGUACCUUUGCUCUGAGACUCUGUCAUAGCUCCUACCUCGGACUUUGA